Messenger RNA from Cucurbita maxima (winter squash), 4282 nucleotides. RefSeq lists its product as uncharacterized. Gene Ontology annotation, molecular function: RNA binding; ubiquitin-protein transferase activity. The coding region runs from base 157 to 3435 and encodes 1092 amino acids. The transcript is spliced from 14 exons. Gene Ontology annotation, biological process: protein ubiquitination. Lineage: Eukaryota; Viridiplantae; Streptophyta; Magnoliopsida; Cucurbitales; Cucurbitaceae. Gene Ontology annotation, cellular component: CCR4-NOT complex. The record is from RefSeq and is a predicted model, not a curated record.
GAAGGCAGCGGCCUAAAAAGCCAUCCAUAAACAAUAGUUUCUCUCUCCCUCGGUCAUCCUAUUGUUCUUCUCUGUUUUGCGUCUUCGUUAUCGUGCGCUUCUCGGACGAUCUCAACCUCACAGAUUCAUUGCCUGCCUAAUAUCGAUCUCUCAACCAUGAGUGACGGAGGAGAAAAGACUUGCCCCCUCUGUGCGGAAGAGAUGGAUCUAACUGAUCAGCAAUUGAAGGCAUGCAAAUGUGGAUAUGAGAUCUGUGUUUGGUGCUGGCAUCAUAUUAUGGACAUGGCUGAGAAGGAUGACACUGAGGGUCGAUGUCCUGCAUGUCGUUCUGUAUAUGACAAGGACAAAAUUGUAGGCACAGCAUCAAGUUGUGAAAGAUUGGUUGCUGAAAUCAGUGUGGAAAAAAAGUUUAAGUCACAAAAAGCAAAAACCAAAUCAUCCGAAGGACGGAAACAACUUAGUAGUGUACGUGUGAUACAACGGAAUCUUGUAUAUAUUGUUGGGUUGCCUCUUAACCUGGCAGAUGAAGAUCUUCUUCAGCGUAGAGAAUAUUUUGGUCAGUAUGGGAAAGUUCUAAAAGUGUCCAUGUCCCGUACAACAACUGGAGUCAUUCAACAAUUUCCAAAUAAUACGUGUAGUGUAUAUAUUACAUACUCAAAAGAGGAGGAAGCUGUUCGAUGUAUCCAAAAUGUACAUCAGUUUGUCUUGGAGGGUAAACCUUUAAGGGCAUGCUUUGGAACGACAAAGUAUUGCCAUGCAUGGUUGAGAAAUGUGCCUUGCUCCAACCCUGAUUGUUUGUAUUUACACGAGGUUAGUUCUCAAGAAGAUAGUUUCUCGAAAGAUGAAAUCAUUUCAGAAUACACAAGGAAUAGGGUGCAACAAAUUACUGGUGCCUCAAACAGUAUGCAACGGCGUUCUGGGAGUGUCUUGCCUCCAGCUUUGGAUGAUUACUGCAAUAGCAAUUCUUCAAAUGGGAAACCCAUUGUUAAAAACACUUCAAGUAAUACUGGUAGCACCAUUAGAGGUUCUUCUCCAAAUGAAAGCUCAGAUAAGUCAAUUGCUCUACCAGCAGCUGCGUCAUGGGGGACCCGAGGCUCAAAUUUCCAAGCACCUGCUACAAGUUUAUCAAGUUCAAAUGGGCCUUCCAAACGGUCCGAUGCUGCUAAUAGCAUAUUAUCAUCUUCCCCUUCAGUUGCAGGUAUUUCUUCGGCUCCUACAUUACAUAGUGAAGCUGCAAAGAGACCUGCAUUUAAUGAGAGUCGCACUUCUAAUAAUGCCAAAGGUCACCAAGAAUCCUUAAAAUCUUUGAAACCUCCUAUUAGCAUGGAUUGUCAACCUUUUUCAACAGACAGACAUGAUUCCCCUGAGGAGGUGCCUACUUCUGUAUCUUUGAGUUAUCCAGGGGCUGGAAUUCCAGCCACCAAGGACAGUCAGAAUGCAACGGCUUUGUCACCGAUCAUUUUGACUAAUACUCACCAUACUGAGGAUUCUUGCAGUUCUUGUCCUGAAGCAGGAGAUACUUCUGAUGGGCUAAUACAAAAUCUGAGCUCAACAGUUAUCAUCGAUAGGGAUAAUAGAGAUGAUCAAUCUGGUCUAAGGCCAAAUUCUUUAGUCUCUGAUCAUGAUUUGAUUAAAGCUUCCAGGGAUCACCAUAGCUUACAAGAGCAAUUUUCUUCUGGGCAGUCUAGAGUAGCACCUCUAACUUCUACUGCUCGGAAAGGCGAUGAUUUGGUUAAGGCCAUGUCUUUUUCAAGAGAAGAAUGUGAUUGGAGAUCAGAUUUCCAGAGAGAGGUGGUAAAUGCAACUGAAUUGGAAGAGGAUGUGAUAUCUUUUAAUAGUCAGAGGCUCAAGGAUCCAGAGAUUUUGAGCCCUUCAACUCGGCUGCCUGGCUGGGCUUCUACAUUUCAUGCUCUGAAUGGCUCUACCUCUCAUCCAUUGUGGUCAGAUGCUGUCAACGGGGCAGGAACCAGUUUGGCAUCUGAUUUGUCGCUUGUUGAUAAACAGUUCAACAAUAAUUCAUCUCUACAGUCAUCUAGCACCCCUCCUGCAUUUAGCAGUCACCUUGAGAAUGGAGUCAAUACUUCUGGGCAGUCUUUGCAGACUUUAAGACAUAUAGUGGCCAAUGACACUACUAAUUUAAAUGCUGGUACACAUUUUGUCGAAAACCAACUCAAUGAUAAUUCACAUUUCCGUGCAUCUAACGUUUCAACUGCUAUAAAUAGCAACAUGGAGAAUGUGAUCAGGUCUUCUGCUGCUACUGAUAUGCCUCAUGGAAAUUCAUUUUUACUUCACAAUGAAGGCAGAGGGAGGCACACGGGAUGGUUGUCUGGUGACAUAUUGAAUGCCAAUAGCAAUAGUUUUGUAGAUAAUGGUGAAAAUAACAUAAUCUCAAAUAUACUAUCAAUGGACUUCAACAUGUGGGAUAACACAUUAACAUCCCAGAAUUUGGCCAAGUUUUUGGGUGAAACUGACAAACAGUCUCUAAGUUCUAGGAAGGUGCAAAACAACAAUCAGUCCAGGUUCUCCUUUGCCAGGCAGGAAGAUUCUAAAGGACAAGAUUUCAGGAUACAACCUUCUGUUGAUAUAAUUGGACAGAUGCAAAGGAAUCAGUCUUUGAGGCAUGAUUUCUCUGAAGAUGGAAAUGUGCAUUUGGACAAGUUUCAUAAUAGUGGUGGCUUCUAUUCUAACAAUUAUGAUGGAUCAGUAAACCAUUCAAGCAGCCACUCUAUUAAUUCCUCAAAUAAGCUCUCUGCCGUUUCGAGAGCUCAAAUUUCGGCUCCACCUGGCUUCUCUGUUCCAAGCCGGGUGCCCCCUCCUGGUUUCUCUUCCCAUGACAGAGUGGAUCAAGUUUCUGACUCCUUCUCUGGAAAUCAUCUUCUUGAUGCUUCUUCCUUAUUGAGAAAUUCAUAUCAUGAAAAUCAAACUGGAAAUAAUGUUAGCACGGGUGAUAUUGAGUUUAUGGAUCCGGCUAUUUUGGCAGUUGGUAAAGGGAGGCGUCAGAUAGGUCUUAACAAUACUGGUUUAGAUAUUAGGACACCAUAUUCUCAUUCAUUAGGUACCUUCGAUAAUGAAGUGAGUCUACAGUUACUGAUGCAAAGAUCUCUGAACUCCCAGCAGAGGUAUUCUGAUGUCCGAGAUGGUUUCUCUCAUCUCGGGGAUUCCUAUGGUAUUUCUUCGAGGUAUGCGGACCAGUCUCAGGUUAACAAUCUAUCUAAUUUUGCACAGCUGUCCCUCCAAAAUUCUAGAAAUGGGCUUGUGUCACAUGGCCACUGGGAUGGAGGCUGGAAUGAGGUUCAAGGUGGAACCAAUAUUAGUGUGGCAGACAUAUUGAGAAAUGAUAGGCUUGGAUAUAACAAAUAUUAUGCUGGUUACGAAGACUCAAAGUUUCGCAUGCCCAGCUCAAGUGAUCUAUACAACAGGACCUUUGGGAUGUAAAAUUUGGUGAGUUUAAUGAUGUGAGUGCCUAGAUUGGUGGCAGCAUUUGAGCGAAGGACUAGGAAAUUAACCUUGUGAGGUCCAUAAACGUGUAGCCAUGAUAUCGUGGGAGAUUCAUAGUCCGGCCUUAUGGCUUCCUGAUGAAGAUUUGUGCCCCCGAUGGAAUUGGAUUAUGUUACCUCCAGGUGUGAUAUCGCUCACGCGUUUGUAUCCCGGCAAGUUGUAUAUUGGCAACUAUUAUUUGACAGGAAGUUGUAAAUGUCUGUCAAUCUGGUAGGGCGACCCUACCUCCAGCUGUUGAAUAGUUUGUUCCUUGGUAACAGCGAAGAGUAAAAGAAACUACUGUUUAAGGUUGAGAUUGGAGUUCCUGAACUGCAUAAGGCUAUAUGUAAAUCAAUUCGAAUGUACUUUGGCCUCAUUGGGUGAUAAUCAUUCCUCCCUCGGGUUAUUACCAGUGCAAUUACAAUGAGGUGGAAACUUGGUUCAUUACCGCUAAAGUUGACCCGUCACGGUGGCAGCACAAACUUGAUUCUGGCUUCACCGGGAAGAACGUCGACCUUGCCUCUUUUAUGAAUCAACUAAUUGGGUGGAUCAAAUCCUUUGACUUCUCCACUUCCUUCCAAGUCAAAUACCCAAGUAUUAAAAAGUGCCCGUACGGUUGUAUCGACCAAAAGCAAGAUCUUAUGAAUCUUCUGGUAUCACAGUAUGCAUGCUGGAUGAAUACCUAUAAACUUGUAUUGCCAUAGUUUUCUUUCUUUUUGGGAGAAAUUGAACAAUAUUCUCACUCGAAUUGCCAGAUGUUUGAUUAAAUGAAGUUUGGGGUUGCUCUGUCUGUUGGAUGGACGAA